Molecule: messenger RNA, 1419 nt
Organism: Lachancea dasiensis
Lineage: Eukaryota; Fungi; Ascomycota; Saccharomycetes; Saccharomycetales; Saccharomycetaceae
Source: the annotation of a GenBank genome assembly
AUGAGUUUCAAUGGCGGAAACAGACGUUUUCCUGCUGGUCCAGCGGAGAAUUUCGAAAACAAGAGCUAUCGAAGCAGAGACAACAGAGCUAAUAGGAAUUCGAGCGGAAGCAGAUACCAAGAACGUCAAAGUUCGAGGUAUGGAGGUGGAACGAGCUACAGAAAUGGCGGCGGAGGCAGGUUCAGAAGCGAUGCAAGAUAUGAUAACAGGAACUUUGGAAGCACCGGCAGUAAUGUGGGUAUAAAUAGUGCGAACGACUGGAAUACAGCUAACGUGAACUGGUCAAUGGUAGUACCACUAGGCGAACGCAAACGACUCCGCCCUACACUCUGGGACAGGCCCCCUAAGGGAUUCGAAAAUGUUCCUGCGGAAAGAGCUAAAUUGUCCGGCCUAUUUCCACUGCCGGGCCAGCCGCAGGAUUUGGACCACUCCAAGCUGGACGGAAUUGUCUCGAGUGGAGUUCUCACUCGGCGCACACGGAUCUUAUUUGAGGACCCCACGAGAGUAAAUAUGAGCAAAACGAAAUAUAACCAAAUUUUGAUUUUGACAUCGGUGGGCUCCGGCAAAACGGAAAUGGAGAGGGCUCAAAAUUACAUCAAGGACUUCGUCAGCCUCGUUGGUGAAGUUCACAAUGUCAAGGAUGCCAGAUUUUUACAAGACAAUCGAUUAUUGUUGCAUUUUAGCAGCGAAGAAAUUACGACGAUAGUCCUAAGCUGUCAAAAGUACAUUGAAGCCAAGACCGGAUCCAAGUUUAUUUGGCAGAGACCUGGGGAAUGUGUGCGUAAGGCCGAACACGAAGAAGCUAUCUGCGAGGGCCAGGUUGUUGCGUUGUUAGACUUGGGGCCCACUGACGAGGAGUCGCUCAAAAACAGUCUAGCUGAAGACGGCAUUGAGGUGAACUGGCUGAAGCUGAUAACGGUAGGCCCUUCGCAGGAGUUUACGGGCACUGCACUGAUAGACCCAAUCACCUGGAAGAUCGAGAACUCCAAGUACAAGUGGAUUAGACCCAAUGAUUCCAAGUUGCAUCAAACUUUUACAGAGUUGACUUUUCAGCAACUGCCGCAACUCGUAGCCCAACAAGACCGGGGGCCCUCAAAGGUUAUAAUGUUACUGAACUGCGUAGAUGGCAAAGAUUUGAAAAACGAGGAUUUUGUUAAAGAACUGUACGAUUGUAUGACCAAAUCGUCAAUGAUGUCUUCCUUCGGUGAGAUUGAGAGCGUAAAAAUACCCAAACCAGGCGCUGAUUAUCGUACAAGCUUUGAAACUAUUCAGGAGGGGAUUGGUAAGAUUUUUGUGAAAUUCCAAAACGUUGAUAGCGCUCGCACAGCCAUGCAGAAGCUUCCCGGGAGCCAAUUUAACGACAGAACUGUGAUCUGCUCGUAUUUUAGCGAGCGGGACUAUAACAUGGAUAUAUUAUGA